UCUACCUAUGUAAUUUUCAAUUUUGGCAUAAUUUUCAAAAUUACCUAUAAACCAAUUUAAAUAAAUUUAGUAAGGAAUGAUAUCGGAAGAAGAAACUUAGUAAAUUUAAAUUAAAGCUAAUUUGUAUUACUUCAAUUUGUGAAAUUGUAGAAAUUGUUAAAAAGGUGCUUCUGCCAAAAUCUCCAGAUUGCAGAUUACGAACAGCAAAUUAUUUUUCUAAGAGCAAAUAGCGACUGCAAUUAAAGAAUAAUUGGCUUUACUUACUAGAAAAAAAGGAAAUCCGAAGUUUACAAGCUAAACCAUUAAAACCUUACAAUAAGAACCCAGAUUAAAACCUUAUAAAAAAAAGUUGGAGAAAGCUAAGUUAAUGGCUGGGCAGCUACACGAAGCUCUUGGCCCCAUAUCCUGGCUAGCAGGCCGAUGGGUCACUGAAGACGGACGGGGCUGCUUUCCGAAUAUACCUGAAUUUCAGUACCAUGAGGAGUUACAGUUUACGUGUAUUGGUCAGCCAAUGUUCAACUACAUGUCAAUCUCAAAGCACCCCGAAAAAGGCACCCCAAUGCACCAAGAACGAGGUUUCUUGCGCAUAAAGCCUGGCACAAACGACCUGGCCUUCUUAGUCAGCCACAACUUUGGCUUAACCUCCCACGAAGAAGGCCACAUUGACCCCGAGAAGAAGGAAAUUAAACUUACAACUGUAAAUAUAUCCAGGAUGUCCUUUGCUAAGCCACCUGUAGUGAAGAAAUUUAUAAGGGAAUUAAAAUUGGUGGCUCCGAAUAAGUUAGAAGUUCUGCUUUACAUGGAGACUGAUAAUACACCUCUGACUGAACAUUUGAAGGCUAUGUAUAGUAAAUUAGAAUAGCACUUGUUUUUGUCUAGAUUUUUGAAACCAGUUGUUUUACUGGGAUUAAAGUAUACUGUCUUUACUUAGUGUUUAAGCUUAGUACCAGUAUUAAAAGUAAAGAAGUAACUUUUUUAUAAUAUUCAUAGAGUAAUUAAUGUGGCUAUUUAUGUUGUACAAAAUCUUUUUUUUUAAAGAAUAUUAGCCAUUUUAAUCAUGACUAACAUUCCCCUUUCCUCUCCAACUAAGCGUAAAGCUUGUGCUAGGAGUGGGUACGACAAUAGUGCAACGACUGGGGUUUGAACCGCCAACCUUUCGAAAUUCAGUCCACUUCUAUAACUGUUGAGCUAUUGAGGCUUAAAAAAUCUCUAAAUAGUAUAUCCCAUUCUACUGCUAUCCAUUUCCACAUGGAGCAUUAUGACCUGAGGGAUAUAUUAACGUGGAUGUAGGUUUCUUAAAAUUCCCGUGGGAACCCUUUGAUUUUCCGGGAUUAAAAGUAGCCUAUGUGCUAAUCCAGGGUAUAAUCUAUCUCCAUUCUAAAUUUCAGCCCAAUCCAUCCAGUAGUUUUUGCGUGAAGGAGUAACAAACAUAGACACACACACACACACACACAUACAAACUUUCUCCUUUAUAAUAUUAGUGUGAUGGAUACAACAUAAUUAACCACAAUAAAAAUCACAGAACAUGAUUACCCUAGGCACGUGAUAAAAAUUGUUAUGUACCUAUCCCUGAAAUGAAAUAAUAUAGAUAUCAGCUUGUA
Molecule: messenger RNA, 1601 nt
Organism: Maniola jurtina (meadow brown)
Lineage: Eukaryota; Metazoa; Arthropoda; Insecta; Lepidoptera; Nymphalidae
Product: peroxynitrite isomerase THAP4-like
Exons: 2
Coding region: 368-862 (164 amino acids)
Source: RefSeq, a predicted model, not a curated record